Messenger RNA from Podarcis raffonei (Aeolian wall lizard), 4240 nucleotides. Its product is annotated as zinc finger protein 883-like. The coding region runs from base 553 to 2232 and encodes 559 amino acids. Lineage: Eukaryota; Metazoa; Chordata; Lepidosauria; Squamata; Lacertidae. Gene Ontology annotation, molecular function: RNA polymerase II cis-regulatory region sequence-specific DNA binding; DNA-binding transcription factor activity. Gene Ontology annotation, biological process: regulation of transcription by RNA polymerase II. The transcript is spliced from 4 exons. The record is from RefSeq and is a predicted model, not a curated record.
AAACAGAAACGUGUGGGGCGGGAGACUUCCAAGGAGACCCUUCAGGUCCCCAACUUCGCAGCCGGAUCCCACGUACCCUGCCGGUGGGUCCCAGGGAAGGCGCUUCCAGGAAAGGCCCUUUAACAUUCAGGUUUUUAGUCAUUUCAAAGUAGGGAUCCAGAUGCACACGGCAGAAUGGUAACGGGGAACCCCCACCUCCCUUGUCGUCACUCUGCAUAAGAUGGGGGGGGGGCCUUGAUGCAGAGUCCUUGGCCCAGAUGGAGGAGGGAGGGCAGCCCUAGAGCGCAGAAGCAGCCGGGGGGGGAGGGGCGGUCUGGGUGCCCUCGGCUUGCCAAGGGUUAAAAGGAGCAGAGCGGGAUUCCUAGAGAGGACAGGAAGGGGAGGGCGGGGGAGGGCAAGGUCCUCCCCAGCAGAAGCCCCUCCCUGCCCAGUCCCUUCCUGCGAGCAACGAGGAGGCUGCUUUGUUCUCUCUGCUUUGCAAAAACUUCCUCGGUGCCCCUCCUGGAAUCUGGACCCUGCAGCUUGUGGUGGCUUCUCGACUCCUCAGGAAGGAUGAAAGAGACUGAAUCUGUAAACCUAGCGAGGAUGGAAGGGGGAAGAUGGACAGUUGACCUGGUCAGGUUGUCUCCUGCAUCCCUCCUCACAGCCUCUGAGCGUUCCCUCCCAGGGACCUCCGAGAGAUCUGGACCCUGCAGCUUGUGGUGGCUUCUCGACUCCUCAGGAAGGAUGAAAGAAACUGAAUCUGUAAACCUAGCGAGGAUGGAAGGGGGAAGAUGGACAGUUGACCUGGUCAGGUUGUCUCCUGCAUCCCUCCUCACAGCCUCUGAGCGUUCCCUCCCAGGGACUUCCGACAUAUCUGAUGGUGAUGAAUGGGAAGGGAAGAACAAGGGGGACCACAACAGAAUCCACAUAUCGGAGAAAUCAAAUAAAUAUUCAGAGUAUGGAGAGAACAUCGGCCAGAGCUCCCAGUCCACCUCCAAUCAACGAAAGAGCUUCAUUCGGAGGGAUAGCCUCACUUCACAUGAAAGAAUUCACAGAGGAGAGAAAUUGUAUCACUGCACAGAAUGUGGAAAGAGUUUCAAUCGGAAGUACAGUCUCACUUCCCAUCAAAGAAUUCAUACGGGGGAGAAACCCUAUCAGUGCUUAGAAUGUGGAAAGAGCUUUAGUCACAGAUCACAUCUCACUUGCCAUCAAAGAAUUCAUACAGGGGAGAAACCCUAUCAGUGCUUGGAAUGUGGGAAGAGCUUCCGUCACAGCCAUAGUCUCACUUCCCAUCAAAGAAUCCAUACAGGGGAGAAACCCUAUCAGUGCUUGGAAUGUGGAAAGAGCUUCAGUCACAGUCAGAGUCUCUAUUCCCAUCAAAGAAUCCAUACAGGGGAGAACCCCUAUCAGUGCUUUGAAUGUGGGAAAAGUUUCAGUCAAAGCUCCCAUCUCAUAAUCCAUAAAAGAAUCCACACAGGGGAGAAACCCUAUCAGUGCUUGGAAUGUGGGAAGAGCUUCAGUAACAGCACCAGUCUUGCUUCCCACCAAAGAAUCCAUACAGGGGAGAAACCCUAUCAGUGCUUUGAAUGUUCAAAGAGCUUCAGUCACAGCCGCAGUUUCGCUUUGCAUCACAGAAUCCAUACAGGGGAGAAACCCUAUCAGUGCUUGGAAUGUGGAAAGAGCUUCCGUAACAGCACCAAUCUUGCUUCCCAUCACAGAAUCCAUACAGGGGAGAAACCCUAUCAGUGCUUGGAAUGUGGAAAGAGCUUCAGUAACAGCACCAAUCUUGCUUCCCAUCAAAGAAUCCAUACAGGGGAGAAACCCUAUCAGUGCUUGGAAUGUGGAAAGAGCUUCAGUAACAGCACCAAUCUUGCUUCCCACCAAGGAAUCCAUACAGGGGAGAAACCCUAUCAGUGCUUUGAAUGUUCAAAGAGCUUCAGUCACAGCAAGAGUCUCGCUUUGCAUCACAGAAUCCAUACAGGGGAGAAACCCUAUCAGUGCUUCGAAUGUGGGAAGAGCUUCCGUCACAGCCAUAGUCUCACUUCCCAUCAAAGAAUCCAUACAGGGGAGAAACCCUAUCAGUGCUUGGAAUGUGGAAAGAGCUUCAGUCGAAAGGACAGGCUCACUUUUCAUCUAAGAAUACAUACAGGGGAGAAACCCUAUCACUGCUUGGAAUGUGGGAAGAGCUUCAGUCACAGUCAGAGUCUCUAUUCCCAUCAAAAAGUUCAUACAGGAGAGAAACCACAUUAGUGCUUGGAAUGUGGGAAGAGCUUCCGUCACAGCCAUAGUCUCUAUUCCCAUCAAAGAAUCCAUACAGGGGAGGAACCCUAUCAGUGCUUUGAAUGUGGGAAAAGUUUCAGUCAAAGCCCCUAUCUCAUAAUCCAUAAAAGAAUCCAUACAGGGGAGAAACCAUACCAGUGCUUGGAAUGUGGGAAGAGCUUCAGUCACAGCCGCAGUCUCGCUUUGCAUCACAGAAUUCACACCAGAGAGAAAUCUUCUUAGUGUUUGGAAUGUGGGAAGGCCUUCAGUCAGAGUGCCACUCUCAUGGCCCACCAAAUAAUUCAUACAGGGUUGAAAGCAUAUCAGCGCAUGGAAUGUAGAUAAAAUUUCCCUCGUAAAAAAGUCAAUUCAAGAACUCACAGCAUGGUGAAUAAUAGAAUGGUAGAUUCGGAAUCUAGUCCAACACCUGCCAACGCAGAAAAAAAUCAUUUCAAGCAUCCAUGACAGAUGGCCAUCCAACUUCUUCUUAUAGACCUCCAAUGAAGGAGAGUCCACCCCCUUCUGAGGGAGUUCCUUUUCACUGCUGGCUCUUACUAUCAGAAAGUUCCUCCUGAUCUUUAGGAGACAUCUCCUUUUGUGUUGCUUGAAUCGCCUCUUCAGAUUCCUUCAUGACCUUGAGAAGGACUUCUGUAUGUCUGAGAAUGUCCAGGGGAUUGGACCAUGCUCUAUAUUUGGGGGGAAACCCAUGGAGAGGAGUCUGAUAUAGGGCUUAAGUCGUCUAGGCAUUGGUCAGAUUGUCAUAAUUACAGACAUACUUACUGGUUUGGACGGAAGUGAUUCUUAUUCCAGGGGAAGUGGUGACCCUGAGAUUACAGGUGCUCUCACCAAUAUUGUCCAAACGUCCAGUAAAACUUUGACACAGCAGACCAAUACCCGCUGAGGUCAAUGUAUUAGGAGGUUAGGUUUAGGGCCGUGUGGUAUUGCUUCAUUGUAUGUGGGGUCCCUAUAAAGGGAACUUCUUCCUCUAGGUGGGAGGGAGACUGGUCAAUUUACCAUCAGUUGAAUGCAACAUUUAAGUCAGAUUUUUAAAAACGGAUUUGCAGAACAAAACUCACAGUUUGAAAGGCAGUUAUUAGGCUCCAGGGUUAAAAUAUUAUCUAAAUGUUACUGGAGUGGGAUACAAAGAAUGAAAUGAUAAAAUCAUGAAUGAGAAGCUGGGCCAGAGAUGUAGGACAAAACAUUGACUUUGCUUUAUGGGAGCAACUGUGGAAAGUAAAUUUAAGAUUUACAGCUAGCUACAUGCUAAGGGAAAACUUCAUGAAGAUGAUUCAGAGGAGUCAAUCAAGAUCAUCAAGGGUCUGAAACCAAGCCAUAUGAGGGGGGCUUGAAGGAACUGGGGGGGUGCGUAUCUAUUUCAAGUGACGUUUGCCGAAAUCUACGCUUGCAACAUGGGCUGUCAUAUGUCCAGAUUUUCCCGGACAUUUCAGCAAUUUCCGCCCAGACGCUGUUUACAAUUCUGGAUGUAUGGCAACCAUGUCUGUAUACAGUGGUACCUCGGUUUUCAAACAGCUUAAUUCCUGAACAACUUUGAACUCGAAUGCUGCAAACCUGGCAGUCAGUGUUCCAGUUUGCGAACUUUGCUUCGGAAGCCGAACAUGCUCCUGAGCUUCUGUUUUCACUGUUGCGCUGCUAAUUUGCGCCCUCCCCCAUUGUAAUCAAAGCCUUCCAUUUCCAAUUGCAGUGUUCUGAGGUGUUAUUUGGUGCUUUUGUUUUUGCUAAAAGUAAUGGCGUUUUUAUUUGGCUUUUUCAUUUUUGUGACUGUGGCUUCUUCUCUGUUUUUGAUUGAUUGUGUGACUGCGGCAAUGCAUAAAAGCCCCAUCCAAACAAUGUCUAUCAUCAGUGCAGGUAAGAAAAAAUAAUAAUUUUAAUUUUAAUCUAAAGUACUGUCUUCUUUCUUUUAUAGUCCAGUACAUUGAUUAUUGCUUUCAUUUUAUGGAUCAAUGAUCUCGUUAGAUAGUAAAAUUCAUGUUAAAUUGCU